GAAGGGAGAACGUGAGUAGGCUUUCAUCCCCACCAUGGCUGAGCUGAUCCAGAAGAAGCUGCAGGGAGAAGUGGAGAAAUAUCAACAGCUACAGAAGGACUUGAGUAAAUCCGUGUCAGGGAGGCAGAAGCUUGAGGCACAACUUACAGAAAAUAAUAUCGUGAAGGAGGAACUGGCCUUGCUGGAUGGGUCCAAUGAGGUCUUAAAACUUCUGGGUCCUGUGCUGGUCAAACAGGAGCUGGGGGAGGCUCGGGCCACAGUGGGGAAGAGGCUGGACUAUAUCACAGCUGAAAUGAAGCGAUAUGAAUCCCAGCUCCGGGACCUUGAACGGCAGUCAGAGCAACAGAGGGAAACCCUUGCUCAGCUGCAGCAGGAGUUCCAGCGGGCCCAGGCUGCAAAGGCAGGGGCUCCAGGGAAGGCCUGACCCCAUGGUUGGGGGGAGGGAAGAGAAUGAAGCAGCUCUAGGAUCUAUACUGUAGCUAAUAAAAUGUAAAAAUACCUGAAAAAAAAAA
Molecule: messenger RNA, 512 nt
Organism: Nycticebus coucang (slow loris)
Lineage: Eukaryota; Metazoa; Chordata; Mammalia; Primates; Lorisidae
Product: prefoldin subunit 6-like
Exons: 1
Coding region: 35-424 (129 amino acids)
Biological process (GO): chaperone-mediated protein complex assembly; protein folding
Cellular component (GO): cytoplasm; prefoldin complex
Molecular function (GO): protein-folding chaperone binding
Source: RefSeq, a predicted model, not a curated record